AUGCUGCCACAACAAGAUAGUAAUUUUCACUUGUAUCCUAUAGCUUUUGCUAUAGUUGAUUCUGAGAAUGAUGCCUCAUGGAGUUGGUUUAUGAAAUGUCUGAAAACCAUCAUUCCUGAUGAAGAGGAUUUGGUUUAUGUCUCUGAUCAUGCAACCUCAAUUGAAAACGCUCUUUUACAACAUUAUCUGCUUGCUCACCAUGGAAUCUGCGUCUUUCACUUUGAAAAGAAUGUCCAGGACAAUUUCAAGAGUUCAACACUUGUCCCUUUGGUUGUUGAAGCUGCUUAUGCCUACACCAAGGAUGAUUUUGAUUGCUAUUUUCAUGAGAUUGAGGCGUCCGACAUUGUAUUAGCAGAUUAUCUUCGUAAAGCAGACUUCAGGAAGUGGUCCCGAGCUUAUUCUCCUGCAAAUGGCUUCAACAUCAUGACGUCAAACUUGGCCGAAUCUAUAAAUUCUUUGCUGAAAUGGUUCACUGAACAACGUGAGCAAGGAGUUCGUCACAUGCACCCUGUCACUCUCGUUGUGGGGAACAAGAUGAAGGAGCUAUAUGAUUUUACGUCUCGCUUUCUCGAAGUUUCCAAAAUCAAUGAUUCAGAGUUUGAGGUUAAGGGAGAUACAAGAGAUCAAGUGGUGAAUUUUCAAACAAGGCAUUGCUCAUGCUUUGUGUUUGAUGUUGAGAAGUUUCCUUGUGCUCAUGCAAUUGCCGCUGCAAAGGCUGGAAAUAAGCAUGAAACUGAUUAUGUCGAUGAGUUUUUCUCCAAUAAAAGGUUUACACUAGCAUAUUCAGAGAGUGUAUAUCCUGUUGGUGAUAAAGCAUAUUGGGAUAUUCCUCCCCAUGUAGCUUCGUUUGUUUGUCGCCCUCCAUCUACACGAUUUCCUAGUGGCAGGAGGGAAAAAAAGAGGAUACCAAGUUCGUAG
Messenger RNA from Brassica napus (rape), 918 nucleotides. RefSeq lists its product as uncharacterized. NCBI's taxonomy places the organism in Eukaryota, Viridiplantae, Streptophyta, Magnoliopsida, Brassicales, Brassicaceae. Gene Ontology annotation, molecular function: zinc ion binding. The record is from RefSeq and is a predicted model, not a curated record. Bases 1 to 918 code for a protein of 305 amino acids. The transcript has 3 exons.